AGGGAGGAACUGUUCGCCGGUUGGCUGCUGGUGUGGCUCGAGCGACUGGAGUCGUGUUAAUAUCAGAACUCAUCAUGGCGCUGGGUUCACCUCAGAACGAACAUCCGUUUGGCGAUUUGAUCGAAACUCUCCGGAGCGAACAAUAUGAAGAGCUGAGGUAUUUCAACCCACUGAAGCUCAGUGAUGAUGCCAGAUAUGAGAAACUGCCGUUCUGCAUGCGGGUUCUCCUGGAGUCCGCCAUUCGGAAGUGUGACGGGUUCUACAUAAAGACAGAGGAUGUCUCUAAUAUUUUGGACUGGCAGACGCAGCAGAACCAGGCCGAGGUGGUGUUCUCUCCCGCCAGGGUUCUGCUGCAGGAUUUUACGGGAAUUCCUGCUAUGGUGGAUCUGGCAGCCAUGAGAGAUGCUUUAGCUAAACAGGGGGUUGAUCCAAACCUGGUGAACCCCAGAUGCCCCACAGACCUCAUCGUAGAUCAUUCGCUGCAGAUCGACUACAGCAAAUGUGGCAUCCAGAGCCCUUCAAUCCCCGUGGAUGAGAGUCAAGGUGCCGCUGUCAGAUCUCCUGCCGGUCGACCAUCUCCGCGAGGGAGUCACUGUACAGGUCAACGCCCGGGUCAUCGGGGAGGCUGCAGUAAAGCCUCCUGCUCGGACGCCCCCAGUGGCAGAACCGCAGCAGUGCAGAUAGAGAACACACCCCCCCUGUGCCCCUUCCACCUGCAGCCCGUGUCAGAGCCUGAAACUAUGAUCAGGAAUCAAGAGAUGGAGCUAACCAGAAACAAAGAGAGAUUAGAGUUCUUUAAGUGGUGUUCAAAAGCCUUCAAAAACAUCAACGUGGUUCCUCCAGACAUCAACACAGUGCAUCAGGUGAACCUAGAGUACCUGUGUCAGGUGGUACAGGAAAGGGAGGGGUUUAUUUAUCCAGACAGCGUGGUGGGAACGGACUCCCACACCACCAUGAUCAACGGCCUCGGGAUCCUGGGCUGGGGAGUCGGAGGCAUUGAAUCAGAGGCGGUCAUGUUAGGUCAGCCAGUGUCCUUAACUUUGCCACAGGUUGUCGGCUGUAAACUCUUUGGGACCAUCAGUCCUCUUGCAACGUCCAUUGAUAUCGUACUGGGCAUUACAAAGCAUCUGCGUCAUGCGGGAAUCGACGGGAAGUUUGUGGAGUUCUUUGGGCCUGGUGUACCGCAGCUCUCGGCUUCUGAUCGGACCACUAUCGCUAACAUGUGCCCGGAGUACAGCGCCACCGUGAGCUUCUUUCCUGUGGAUGACAUCACCCUGCAGCACUUUAAACACACCAUCUGCAGUGAGGAGAAGCUUGUGGUUUUAGAAGACUACCUAAAGGCUAUCAAACUCUUCAGAACCUACGAUGAACAAUCAGAAGAGCCGCAGUAUUCGGAGGUCAUCGAGAUGAACCUGAGCUCCAUUGUGCCUCAUGUCAGCGGACCCAAACGGCCACAGGAUAGAGUGGCCGUGUCUUGCAUGAAGGAAGACUUUAUUAACUGCCUGAAUGAAAAGGUGGGUUUUAAGGGCUUCCACAUAUCCAAAGACAAGCAGGCAGCUCUGGUCCCGUUCCUGCAUGAGGGGGCUGAGUACAACCUGGCACACGGAUCCGUCGUCAUCGCUGCCAUCAUCAGCUGCACCAAUAACUGCAACCCGUCCGUCAUGCUGGCCGCAGGUCUAUUAGCGAAGAAAGCCGUCGAGGCUGGUCUAACGGUAAAACCGUACAUCAGGACCAGUCUGGUGCCCGGCGGUGGAACCGUCACACAUUACCUGAACACCAGCGGAGUCCUGCCCUUCCUCAAGAAACUCGG
Molecule: messenger RNA, 1810 nt
Organism: Pimephales promelas (fathead minnow)
Lineage: Eukaryota; Metazoa; Chordata; Actinopteri; Cypriniformes; Leuciscidae
Source: RefSeq, a predicted model, not a curated record